This is a messenger RNA of Acanthochromis polyacanthus (spiny chromis), 1995 nucleotides long. RefSeq names its product IgGFc-binding protein-like. Bases 1 to 1995 code for a protein of 664 amino acids. NCBI's taxonomy places the organism in Eukaryota, Metazoa, Chordata, Actinopteri, Pomacentridae. The transcript is spliced from 4 exons. The record is from RefSeq and is a predicted model, not a curated record.
AUGGGGAACCUCCACUACACCUUCGAUCAGAGCUACUACACCUUCAUGGGAAACUGCACCUACGUCAUGGCCAAGAACUGCCACGUUGAUGCUGCCCUGCCAGCCUUCGAGGUGGACACCAAGAACGUCAACGCGGACAGCAGCGUACUGGUCCCAUCGGUGGGGACGAUCAGCAUCAACGUUUACGGGUUCAACAUCGAAAUAGUUCAGUCCGAGUUUGGUUUGGUCCGGGUGAAUUACCAACAAUGGAACCUCCCGAUCAACCUGAACAACGGCCAGGUGAAGUUCUACCAGCAGGGUCUGUUUGUGGUUGUGGAGGCAGAUUUCGGCCUGACGGUGCAGUACGACUGGAACCAGUACCUUGCCAUCACAGUGCCGGGGAGUUUUGCCGGCAGUGUUUGCGGCCUGUGUGGGAACUUCAACAGCAAAAAGGAGGACGACCUGACGACCCCCAGCGGUUCGGUGGCCAGCAGUGUAGCAGCACUGGGAGCUAGCUGGAAGGUUCCUGACGCUACAAAUGACGCCUAUUGCCAAGACGAAUGUGGCAGCCAGUGUGCCGACUGUUCUCUCGGCGUAGAUCAGAAACUAGAAACGCAAAUCUUCUGCAGCGGCCUGAUACCAAAUUACGCCGAGCUCUUAGGCUGUCAACUCAACAUUGACUCCAGCGAGUUUGAAACCAACUGCAUGAUCAACCUCUGCAGGGGUGAAGACAUGACUACGUACCUUUGUAACUCUCUUCAAGGCUACGCUGACAUCUGCCAGAUGUCAGGGGUCAAAAGUAUAAACUGGAGAGCUUCUGCUCAGUGCCCUGUACCCACCUGCCCGGCAAACAGUCACUAUGAGUUCUGUGGGAGCGCCUGCCCCGCCACAUGUGCAAACAGAAACUCGGCCUGUAACAGCAGCUGCGUGGAGGCUUGUGUCUGCAACGACGGUUUCAUCCUCAGCGGCUCCCAGUGUGUCCCCGAAGCUCAGUGCGGCUGCACGUACGAAGGCCGCUACGUGGAAGCUGAAACGUCUUUCUGGGGCGACGAGACCUGCACCGAGCUCUACACGUGCUCGGCCGGCGGAGGUUUGUCCAGCAGCCAGACCGGGUGUCCUUCAGGGCAGCAGUGCCAGGUGGUGGCCGGCCUCCGAGGCUGUUAUGCCCUCAGCUACGCCACGUGCAUGGUGUCCGGUGACCCGCACUUUGUGACCUUUGACGGGCAGCGCUUCAACUUCCAGGGCACCUGCGUAUACGAGAUGGCCAGCGUCUCCUCCAACCAAACCAGCCUGGAACAUUUCAGCGUUGUGUUGCAGAGCAGCGGCCAAGAUAAGAGGAUCGGGUCCGUCGUCCAGCUGGUGGAGGUCAUGGUGUACGGUUACAACUUUACCAUCAGCAAAGAGUACCCUGGUGCUGUUGUGGUCAAUGGUGAGCUUUCCAACCUCCCUAUGACUCUGGAAAACAAUAAACUCCAUCUCUACACCAGCGGCUGGUUUGCUGUGAUCGAGACAGACUUUGGCGCAAAGGUCUACUACGACUGGAACAGCGUAGCGUUCGUCAUCGUCCCCAGCACGUACGUGGGAGCCAUGCAGGGUCUCUGCGGCAACUACAACCUCAACCUUAAGGACGACAUGCAGAUGAGAGACGGACGUCAAGCCUCCACCUCUGAGGAGCUCGGCCAAAGCUGGAAGCUGGCCUCCGUCCCCGGCUGCGUUGACGGCUGCAGCAGCCCCUGUCCGGGCUGCAACAGCACCCAGACGGCUCUGUACAACACCAGCAGCUACUGCGGCCUCAUCAGCGACCCCGCAGGCCCGUUCCGUGACUGCCACUCCACAAUCGACCCCACAGGUUUCCUGAAUGACUGCCUGUAUGACGUCUGCCUGUACCAGGGCAGCGGCAGCAUGCAGUGCAAGACUUUGACUGCGUAUACAGCCGCCUGCCAGCUACAAGGCGUCACCGUUUACCCCUGGAGGUCGGCUCAGUUCUGUGGUAAGAUCAUGGACGAAUCACUGUGA